GCAUACAGGAUGCAAGCAGGGUGGAGAGAAACCAUGAAGGGCCUUGAAAAGCUGACACGAGCAGUUGACGCAGUGAGAAGAGUAGGGGUCUGAAGACGAAAAUAACUAGGACAGGUGACAGUCAAAGUGGCAAGCCCACUGGUAAGGGGAGUCAGCCCUGUCAUCUUUGGUGUAGCUGUAAACAUGACUUGACCGGUGAUUACAUUCAUGGCUCUUGGCUGAUCUGGUGAACCAUGGAGCUCAAAGUAUGGGUGGAUGGAGUCCAAAGAAUCGUUUGUGGGGUCACUGAAGUAACAACUUGCCAGGAUGUUGUGAUAGCCCUUGCUCAGGCUAUAGGUCGCACUGGAAGAUACACAUUGAUAGAAAAAUGGAGAGACACAGAGAGGCACCUGGCACCUCAUGAAAAUCCAAUAAUUUCACUGAACAAAUGGGGACAGUAUGCAAAUGAUGUUCAGUUAAUAUUACGUCGCACAGGACCAUCUCUCAGUGAGAGGCCAACUUCAGACAGUGUUGCUCGAAUCCCAGAAAGAACUUUGUAUCGGCAAAGCUUACCUCCAUUAGCCAAGCUAAGACCUCAGAAUGACAAAUUGAUAAAAAGAAGAGAGCCCAAAAGGAAAUCUUUGACCUUCACAGGGGGUGCAAAAGGAUUAAUGGACAUUUUUGGCAAAGGUAAAGAAUCUGAUUUCAAGCAAAAGGUGCUCAACAAUUGUAAGACAACAGCAGAUGAGUUGAAGAAACUGAUACACCUCCAGACUGAGAAACUUCAAUCCGUUGAGAAACAGUUGGAGUCAAAUGAGGCUGAAAUUCACUACUGGGAGCAGAAGUAUAAUUCCAGCCUGGAAGAGGAAAUUAUCAAGCUCGAGCAGAAGAUCAAAAGGAAUGAAGUGGAGAUUGAAGAGGAGGAAUUCUGGGAAAAUGAACUGCAGAUUGAGCAAGAAAAUGAAAAGCAGCUGAAGGAACAACUCCAGGAGAUCAAGAAAAGGAUUCUGGAGUGUGAGAUUAAGUUAAAGGACUGCAUGGCUCAAAUUCACAACAUGGAAAGUGGCCUCGAGGCAGAGAAGUUGCACCGAGAAGUUCAGGAGUCCCAAGUGAAUGAAGAAGAGGUCAAAGAAAAAAUUGAAAAGGUGAAAGGUGAAAUUGACAUUCAGGGCCAACAAAGUCUAAGGUUGGAAAAUGGCAUUAAAGCUGUGGAAAGGUCAUUGGGCCAAGCCACCAAACGAUUUCAGGACCGAGAGCAAGAACUGGAACAGCUAACAAAGGAGCUGCGACAAGUAAAUCUCCAGCAGUUUAUCCAGCAAACAGGAACAAAGGUCACAGUGCUUCCUGCAGACCCUAUCGAAAUAGAGGCUUCACAUGUAGAGCUUGAAAGAGAGAUGACAUUUCAGUCUGGGUCCCUGAAGCGUCCUGGUUCAUCAAGGCAGCUCCCCAGUAAUCUUCGUAUUCUGCAGAAUCCUCUGUCAUCUGGUUUUAACCCUGAGGGCAUUUAUGUAUAACAGUAGAUACCUCUUUUGGAGAGGACCUACAAAGGUAUCCUGGGCAUAAUUUUUUUUAUUUCACCGAUGAUGAAUGGAAGAAGGUUUUCCUUUCUGUUGGGCCACCCCACAUUGUUUUUUCAUUCUACACACCACUUGGAGCCAUACCCUUGUGCACUGAUAUGUUAAAGAACAAAGUAACCAUGUUGAUACACAGUUGAUGACGGUGACAUUUUUGUCCAACACCUAUUGUGUAAAAGCUUUAUUACUGCUACUUCAGAAGCAUUUAGAAAAGUAUUAUUCUAUGUAUACGCAUAAAUAAAAACACUGACUGAGCAGAGUGAAGGAAACCACAUAUGCAAUGGAUAUAAGGUUUAAUUUAUUCCGUUUAAUCAAUGGCUGUGUGAAUGUUGACCUUUUAAUAUUUUUUUUUAUUUUAUUGCUUUUAACUCGUGACUGAUUAUGUAAUGUUGUAUUUCUCAGUUUGACAAAUAUAUAUAUAUAUAUUUUUUUUUUUUUUUUUCUUUUUGCUUGUGCAAGCAUCCAGCAUUUCAUCACAUAUCAAGUCUCAACCACAGGAGUGUUGUGGAGGUGCUGUAUCGCCAAGAUGGUCUUUAACAACUGAUUGUGUGUGCUGACAUUGUGGAUUAUGAUACAUCCUGCCCUUUGCUAUCUUUGAAGGCCAAACUGAGUUUGGAGGAUUCAUUUCCUAUUGAUUUCUGCUUUGAGGAAUGGAUAGUUCAUUCAAAAGAUUAUGGAAUUUAUACCUGGCUUGAUAUGAGUAUAUUCAGUGUCUGAUUGAAGAUGCACUAGCUAGACCAUAUUUUUUUAUAUAGAAUGCCUAUUUCAGAUAUUUUGCUAUGUUGUACAUGCCUUUUAAGAAACAAACAAUGUAAGUAAGGAGUCUUCAUCAUAUCUUACAAAAAGGGUUUAUAAAAUUUUCAGUGUUAUUUUUACUCUUUUCUUCCCCCCCCCCCCCCCCAGCCAUUACAAGGUUCUUGUUUUGAUGUUGCUAAAAAUAAAAUCUGUAAUUCAAAAAAAUUCUCUCAAAGCAUGAUGAUUGUAUAGAAUCCUGGUCCCAUGGAAGUUGGCAGCACCAAAACUUCUACCAGCUUCACUGAAGUCAGGAUUCCUCUCCAGAUUCUUAACCGCCCCUCCCCUCCCCCCUUUUUCCCCACCAAGAACAUCCUAGAACGUGUUUAGUCAGGUCAGUCAGUUACACAACACUUAUUUCAGUAUACAUAAUCUUACAGAUGGAAGAAUGAGGAAAGAAAUUCACACAUUUAAAUAGUAAACUCCAUUUAUUUUUACAAUGUUUUAAGUUCAUCUAGCACACAACUAAAAAUCUUAGUAGCUGUCAACAAAGGAGCUCUCCAGACUGUUUAAAGGUAAGUGCAUUAUAGGUAUAACACUUCCAAAUAAUAUACGGGUUGCAACAUGAAGCUGUGGUCCUACACUCAGAUUCAUACAGCAGGUAUCUGAGUUGUUACAGAAUACCAUUGGCUUAAAUAGGAAUCCCAUCUGUACAACCUGGUGUCUACCAGAUAUUAUAACGCCACCAGAUAUUGCCUUCUCAUGUCACUGAUGAAUGAAAUGCCAAGUUUGAUUAACUAAAUUCAAAAUUCAGAAAUUUGAAAUUUCCCAAAUUCAAAUUAGAAACCCAAUUUCUUUUGUCCAGACAAUGCUAAAUCCAAUUCCUUAUUUAAAAAAAGCUGUGUAGUCACACUGAUAAAGUUUUAUAGAACACAGUAAAGAUGAAGAAUUCUGAAGAAUUACAUGCAAUUAUUUUCCUUCCUGUUUUAUUAAUGGCACCAUUUGUACUAGAAAUGGUGCUGUACUAAGACUAACAGCAAUUUCAAAUCGCGUUGUGUCAAUAUAAAGGACCUUUCCGAAUGGAUUCAACUGAAAAAUAAAAUUCAGCACUCUGGACUCUUUACCUGUGAACAAACUGGAAAAUAUACUGCUCCAGCCUAAAGAAUCUUUGUAACACUUGCAGGUUUUGAUAACAGGUUAUUAUGAUUCCAUGUUCCACUUCUGUUUUAUUCAUAACUUUUCUUAUAUUAAAAAGAGAACUUAUAUAUUAGUAUAAUACACACGUGAUUCAAGGACUCUGGUUUUUUUUGUCCAAAGAACUUGAGCAUAUAUGCCUUACUUCCUGGGCCCAAUUUACAGGGAAUAAAAUAGCCCAGGGGAGGGAUACUUAGUAUUCUCUACUGUCCUUAAAAAGGACAGAUUUGAGCAGAAUCAGAUUCAAGUUGUGUUACAUGGCAAAGAGGCUAUGUUACUUAUUCACAAAGAAAAGUUUGAUCUAAACCUUGACCUGAGAUUAAGUAUUUUUCUGGCAGAACAGUAUCUAUCCUCAAAAUUUUCCAUUGUACAGUAAGUGACUGACCUAGGUUCCUUUUGAUUUCAGUGAGACCUUGAGCAGGUCUUACAGUAAUAAGAGCCAUUCUCUCCUCCCUCUCCUCCUUCCUUCCUCCUUCCCUCUGCCCCUCUGCUGCAGGGGAAAAGAGUUUUAAAACCCCCUUUUUUCCCCUCUAUUCACGGCAUUCAUCAGUAAGCAUUUGGAGUCUUUCCCCCUAAAUGAAUGUUUCAAAUUUGGCAUAGGUGGGUAACGAUAGCUGUCAAGGAGUUGAACUGGCUUAGAAAAAAAUGUCAUUGCAACUAGUGGUUCCACUAGGCGUGGGCUGAAGAACAUCAACAAGACAACCAGAGCAGCUUCAGCCAGCCAAGUGAAGAGAGAACUUGGGCCUCCAGACUUUUUGCUACCCAGGCAAUAAAAGAGCAUAAAAGCUGACAAUCCACUUUUCUUGGCCAUACUUUUAAUGUGUUGAGCUUUUAUGUAGUGAAAAAGUCUUUUAGUUUGUAUGCCCUGUUUGUAGAUGAGCUAAAAAACAUCAUGAAUUGAUUAAUCAAGUAAAAACUUAAAAUCUCAGCAUCCAAAGGAAAGUUAUCAACAUGGAGACCUCACGUUUUAUUAUACAUGUAUAUUUUUAUCAUGCUUUCAUUUCCAGAAGCUUUUUUUCAAACCUGCUCAAGGGGCAUUAGUAGAAUGGAGAGCACACAUAUACUGAUUUUUAAGAAGUUAUAUGCCAGCUACCAUAAUAAGCAUGGAUUUUUAUUGUUAUUAAUUAAUUUAGUACACAAGCAUUAUUUUCCUCUCAGUGCACAGGGGAUUUAUAUGGCUGGCUCCUGUUAUUCCUAAUGGGAAUUCAUAGAUUCAUAGAUGUUAGGGUCAGAAGGGACCUCAAUAGAUCAUCGAGUCCGACCCCCUGCAUAGGCAGGAAAGAGUGCUGGGUCUAGAUGACCCCAGCUAGAUACUCAUCUAACCUCCUCUUGAAGACCCCCAGGGUAGGGGAGAGCACCACCUCCCUUGGGAGCCCAUUCCAGACCUUGGCCACUCGAACUGUGAAGAAGUUCUACCUAAUGUCCAAUCUAAAUCUGCUCUCUGCUAGCUUGUGGCCAUUAUUUCUUGUAACCCCCGGGGGCACCUUGGUGAAUAAAUACUCACCAAUUCCCUUCUGUGCCCCCCUGAUGAACUUAUAGGCAGCCACAAGGUUGCCUCUCAACCUUCUUAACUGUAUAAUAUUCUCAUCCAGGAGGAAACAGUCAAUUAUUCCCCUUCAUGUUGUGUCACUUGUAAUCGCAGGAGGGGAGAUUAAUGAAAGAAUAGAUGGAAACGGGUUUAAGGUAAAAUUUUUCCAGGGUGACUUAGGCACUUAAGUCCCACUGCCUUUCAAUAGGCAUUUAUACAUGGGCUCUGGGAGUGGGGGGGAGGGAGAAGCACUUUAAUCAGAGUGGCUCCAGGAGCUGCUCUAAAGCACCCAGAGCAUCUCUCUCAUUCGAGCUUUAGUUGAAGCGCCCCUGCUGCUAUUUUUAAGCACAGGGACAAUACACAAAAUGCUGGAGUCUGCUGGAGCGUGGUAAUUACCAUACUCCAACAGACUUGAUUAAUCGAGCCUGCUCCAACGCGCUGGAAUUACAGUGCGUUGGAACAGCCUUGCUGCUUAUGUAUAGAUGUCCAUUGCAACUUAAGCUCCUAAGUGCCCAAGUUAUUUUUGACUGUUGAACUUAGACUUCAAAAUUUUACCUAUACUGUGAAAAUGGAAAAUAAGUCCCUUAAGGAGACAGUAUAUGCCAUUACUAUCACAAACAUAAAUAAGCUGUAAAUAUGCACUUUCUUUGUGAAUAAGCGUAGAAAGGUCUGUAGAGGAAUGAAAAGCUCUACUUGGGACUCUGACUGACUCCACCUUUCUAGUACACUAAAUAUUGCUUUACUGCAGUGAACUGGGAUUAUACGAGUAUGAACAACAAAUUGAUCCUCUGAUUUUUUUUAUUUUUUUUUUCUGAAUUAUCUUGAAGUAUAUAAAUUCCCAAUGUGCAUUACCUUGAGUGAAUUGGGCCUUAAUUAAUAAUAAAUAACAAAACUGUAUUUAGACUUUUUGGAAAAAACUCUGAUAGGCUGUACUAUAUUAAAAUAAGUGUCAAAGUGUUACUUUUAUAUUAUGCCGUUUUUAGAACGUUGAAAUGCAUGUUUAUUCUACUUGCUACAGUAUUUUAAUGUUUUGGAUGAAGGCCAUCAGCUGUAUGGAGAUGACAAAACAAUCAUUCUGACAAUUUAUUUAUUCAGUAUUGCUGCUUAAAGUUUUCAAAAUAAAGCUUUCAAUGUCAAUGAGAUGACUGAUUGAAAGCUGCUAGCACUGUGUUCAGCUGCUUUGUUGUAUGCUUACAGAAAACAAAAUAAGUGCAAGUUCAUAAAUUAAACCGGCAGAGAAUUAAUGGCAAUAAUAGUGUGUGUAUGUGUACAUGCGCAUAUAGGUAUCCAGUAUUUGAAUUUAAGCUCCAGUUCAGUAGUGCAUUUAAACAUAAGAGUAAAAUACAUCCAGUUUGUGCAAUGUCCUGAAGCAGAACGUGACUACGCUCUGCCCAAGUGCUGUUCUGACUGGCUGAAGUCAUUAAAUGGACAGUUUAUACAGGGCAUGAUCCGAAGCCUGUUAAAUGCAAUGCUGGAUUGAGACCUAAAAAAUAAUUCCAGUUCCAAACAGUGGAAUGAAUUUGAGUGUGACCACUUGAUGUGGUAGGGGGAUGGAAAUUUAAAGAAUGUUCCAAGGGUAAACCUAACUUCUCUUUGGAAAAGGAUCAUCCAAUAAAACUGUCCUACUCAUUGUGUGAGCUCUGAUUAGAGGAUUUGAGCUUCUGAAGCUUUAACUGGGGGAAGCAAUGUUCAUUAACUGUGAAGACAAAACUGAACAUUGUUGUGCUGCUUUGCUUAAAUACAAGAUGGUAAUCUGUAUUAUAUGUAAUUAAACUUUUCUUUUGACUGUCAUUUUUAAUAGAAGCUAUUUUUUGAUUAUACUCAUGACCUGUUCUUCAGUACUUUGAAGAAAAUAAUGGAUAUCCUUCCAUGCAAUAAAAUCUCCUGCUGAAAAAUUG
Messenger RNA from Alligator mississippiensis (American alligator), 6905 nucleotides. RefSeq names its product Ras association domain family member 8 (gene RASSF8). Gene Ontology annotation, biological process: signal transduction. The record is from RefSeq and is a predicted model, not a curated record. The transcript is spliced from 5 exons. Bases 234 to 1493 code for a protein of 419 amino acids. NCBI's taxonomy places the organism in Eukaryota, Metazoa, Chordata, Crocodylia, Alligatoridae.